Messenger RNA from Pseudogymnoascus verrucosus, 3472 nucleotides. RefSeq lists its product as uncharacterized. Gene Ontology annotation, biological process: protein import into nucleus; poly(A)+ mRNA export from nucleus. The record is from RefSeq and is a predicted model, not a curated record. Bases 104 to 3286 code for a protein of 1060 amino acids. NCBI's taxonomy places the organism in Eukaryota, Fungi, Ascomycota, Leotiomycetes, Thelebolales, Thelebolaceae. Gene Ontology annotation, molecular function: structural constituent of nuclear pore. Gene Ontology annotation, cellular component: nuclear pore. The transcript has 2 exons.
AAAGCUUUAGAGCAAACGAAACGCACUUCCCUCACCUGAACUUCACAAACAUCCUGCGCAUCUGUCCCGAGGGCUACAGCUCUCAAGAGUAGCCGUAGUGAACAUGUCUUUAUUCGGUCAAACUGCGAGUUCAGCGAACCAGCCUGCUCCUUCGCAAGGAACCAAUUUCUUCAGCGGACUUAAUGCGCCCAAACCAGCUCAACCUGCCUCAAGCCCCUUUGGCAACCCCCAGCAAGCGCAACAACCUACAUCAUCUCUGUUUGGAUCUACAACCGCGGGCCAGUCACAGCCACAAGCAACACAGUCUUUGUUUGGUUCCACAUUAAAUACCGGCGGCCAGCAAAAUACCAAUGGAGCUUUGAAUACCCAGCAGCCAACCGAUAGUGGACGGCAAUCCCAAGGCCCAAACCAACAAACCGGAGCUUAUUUCGACACCCUAUUACAGAAGAGUCGCAAGAGAACACAUGGCGAUAACAGCCUUGAAGAACUCCCAAGCUUACAGCUUGGGCUCGGCGAUUUGAGAGAUCGCAUCAAGAGGCUUGCUCCGCCAUCUAUGACAAACGGGGCCGAUGGGAGGGCUCAUUAUCUUCUGGCCGCAUCGGGUGUGGAGCCUGGCUCAGCCGUUCGAGAUCUAAGCCAAUUCGACUCUCAGGCAAAGCGUCAGGACUGGGCCUCUCAACCAGCUGACGCUGAUACGGACGUGGACAGUUAUAUUACGAAACUCCAGACCCAAACAACUUUGAGCAUGAUAGCUGAAGGGCUUUCUAGAUCCGCACGCGACUUUGAUAGGUUCCUGGAGGAAAAUGCGUCAAUGGAGUGGGACUCGCAAAGGAAUCGCAUUUACCAACACUUUGGAAUCAAAUCAAGAGCAGAGGAACGAGCGACGAAGAACGGAGAAUCGACUACAAAUGGCAGUGGUGGGUUUGGGCGUUCUCGGCGAAACAAAAGCACACGCUCCGAAGAAAACCGAAACUUUGACAGUUUGAGCGGUAGUGCUUAUCAGAGACAGUCUAUGCAAAGAUCAGUCAUUGGUACUGUCGGCCCUGUCGGUUCAUUACAGAAGUCACUGGCCACAGAUUCGGAUGGCAAGGCCCCAGCAUAUACAACUUCUUCAAUGCCGUCGGGUCGUCUGCUGAGAGAGAAAGAAAUCAAGUUUGCUGAGAAGAUCAACCAUCUUAACGAAUCAAGGUUGCACAAGAGUGCCUACCCACUACUGCACGAAUUCGGAGCAGUAGAAGCUCAAAACCCCGGCGACCAUACCGAGCAGGUUCUGAAUGCCUAUAAAGCAGUCGUCGAGAUUGUCGGAGAGCAUCCGGAUCUACGAAGUUUUUCUGAGCCUAAUGUGGUAAAGGAGCGCCAGUUUGCCAGUGCUUGGACCGAUGAGGCCCCAAAUUCUGUGGCCGCAAUUGACCUAAGGAAGAGGAUAUUGAGAGGAACUGCUCGUCACCUGGAGAAGCAGUGCUUUCAAACAAUGGAAGUUUUGCUUGCUAAGAACCCCAGGGAAGCCAAUCUUGGCGGUAUUCCAAAUGUCCUGAGCAAAGUGAAGGCGUACGUCCGACUACGAGCAUCACGCAAAGACCUUGCUCCAGAUAGCACUGGCCUACAGACUUUGGAUGGCGAGGCAGUGUGGGCAAUUAUCUUCUAUUUGUUACGCACUGGUCACGUCCAAGAAGCCGCAGACUAUGUACAUGCGAAUAAAAACGCUUUCCGUGCAAUCGACCGCUACUUUCCACAUUACAUCUCCGAGUACAACGGCAACGCAGACAGACGCCUUCCACCUGAUAUGCACAACCGAAUCAACAAUGAAUACGGCCAGAGAUUUCGGAUUGCCCCCGAGAAUUCGGUUGAUCCGUUCCGCAUGUCAUGCUACAAGGUCAUCGGAAGAUGUGGACUCACAGAAAUGACAUUUGCGGGUCUCCAUCAGGAUCUAAUGGACUGGGCCUGGCUGCACUUCGUGGUUGCAAGGGAGGUCAACCUUGCAGAGGAGCAUGCCGGCGAUGUAUUCACUCUUACGAAUGUUCAAAAGUCGGUAAAGGAUCUCGGGGACCUUCUUGCUGCCAAGGGCCCAGUUGAACAGAAGGCAUCCUCCGGAGUUUACUUUUAUCUUCAGAUUAUCUGUGGCCGUUUCGAGUACGCCAUUCAAUCCCUGUACGAGAUGGAUUACGCAGCCGCUCUACACUUCGCAAUAGGUCUGGGUUACUAUGGCUUGCUUAAUGUCUCGGAUCCUAUCGCAUCGGAAGGCCGAUUACUUACAACCAGCGUCACUGACCGGCCGCAAAUUAACUUCGCUCAAAUGAUCGGGUGGUACACGAGAGAUUUCCGUGCAGCAAAUGUUACGGCAGCUGUCGAUUACCUCACACUGAUCUGCCUAAAUGGCGAUCUACCAGGUGGCAUCGGGAGCCAACAAGUAUUAGCGUGCCAUGAAAGCCUCCGCGGCCUUGUCUUGGAGAGUCGAGAGUUUGCCAAAUUAUUAGGAGAUAUGCGAUUGGACGGCCAACGAAUUACGGGUGCUAUUGAAGAGCGAAUGAAGCUUCUUCACUUGGUCGAUACUGAUGAUUUUAUGCGUACCGUCAUCAUGCAAGCCGCUAGCAUUGCAGAUGAUAGUGGAAGAGUUACAGAUGCUGUUUUGUUGUAUGAUCUGGCCGGAGAGUACGACAAUGUUAUUACCAUCACCAACAGAGCCCUAAGUGAGGCUGUGGCUGUCGAAAUUGGCGAAGAAAAAUCGUCUCUACCAUCGUUCCGACCUGGUCCAGAUCAGGGCAUCCCGGGUCAACGUGGCAGCCUAAGUCUAACAUCCGUGGAAGAUCCUGUUAAACUUGCGCAGACUAUCACAGCCAUCUACAAUGGCAAGCCGAUGUACCAUGAGAAGAUCACCCCGAUCAACAAAGAAACGUGUCGCGUUCUUCUGAGAAUGAAUGAAGCGAAGAGUAAAGUGGAGGCGCAGAAUUGGACAGGCGCUCUCGAUAUUAUUGCGAGUCUCCAGAUACUCCCCCUUGAGGCACAUGGAGAUUCGAAUAUCAUCCGCCAGUUUGCGGGCAAGUACGCGGCGUUCCCAGAAACCAUCACGAGAAACAUUCCGAAUCUCAUUAUGUGGACUGGCCGCAGCUGUGAGGAACAGCGGUCCCGACUUGCAAACUCUCAAUAUAACAGCAAUGAUGGCACUCGGCGCCACAUGAUUGAGGACUUGAAGCGGAAAGCAAAGGAUUUAACAAUGUACGCCGGAUUUCUCAAGUACCGCCUUCCGCCGUGGGUGAAUGACCUGUUGGCGAGGAUUGCAGCGGAAUAAUGAGACGGAAAAUGGACUUCUAUAGCGAUGUGGCACGGAAUAUGUUUGCAGGUCCUAGAUGUACGGAAUAAUAGUUAAAAGUCUUUUACGUGGUGAUGAAAGAAGGCUGAUAAAUGUUGCACGUGAUAUACCUGACCCAGAUCUUGUAGUGGGCUGGGUUUGUUGGUCAUUGUGAUGAUACUGUGA